This is a messenger RNA of Camelus dromedarius (Arabian camel), 708 nucleotides long. RefSeq names its product BANF family member 2 (gene BANF2). Bases 176 to 448 code for a protein of 90 amino acids. Lineage: Eukaryota; Metazoa; Chordata; Mammalia; Artiodactyla; Camelidae. The record is from RefSeq and is a predicted model, not a curated record. Gene Ontology annotation, molecular function: DNA binding. The transcript is spliced from 3 exons.
CAAGUCUCCAGUGCUGCCAAGUUAAUUCAGAGGGUUAAGUAUGACGUUGGCCGCAGAGAGGCAGCAGGUGGUAGGUGCUCAGCAAACGGGAGGCCCGUGGUUCUGCUCCCCCAACCACCCACGGCACGCGUCCUGCUCCGGGUGAGGCCGGCUGGCACCUACGUCUCUCCAGAAGAUGGAUCACAUGUCUCCCAGACUGAGAGCCUUCCUCUCUGAACCCAUCGGAGAAAAGGAUGUUGCCUGGGUAGACGGGGUCAGCCACGAGCUUGCAAUCAAUUUGGUCACCAAAGGUUUCAACAAGGCCUACAUCCUGUUGGGACAGUUCCUUCUGAUGCACAAGAACGAAGCCGAGUUUCAGAAGUGGCUCAUUUGCUGCUGCGGCGCCACCGAGUACGAGGCCCAGGAGAGCUCGAACUGCCUGAAGGAGUGGUGCUCCUGCUUCCUGUAGACCCCGCUCCCGCGGCGCCCAUACAUGCCGCCUGCGCACCCACACCGGCUCCGAGUCGUUAUUUUUGUUUUUCACUUUAAUGAUACCCGGUCUUUUUAAAAAGCAGCUCAAGAAUAUCAAGGCCAAACACAAGAAAAACGGCCCCCAGAUUCCACCACCCAGAAACUGCUGUACCUUGCACGAAUGUCAAGCCAGCCGUCUCUUAGCAUACAUUUACAUAAAGGGGUGGAUUAUUUUAUUUAAAAAUGGUAAUUCACACA